UUAACUUUAUUAGGCUAUAGAUGGAAUAGAGCCUACACGUGCAGAAGUUUACAUAUUGACUCAUACAAAGCGUAAGGAUGGUAGACCAUUGGAUGAGGAGUCUUCAAAUACAGUUGACAUGAUGCAAGAGAAGUUGAGUAACAACGAGACACCUUAUGAACAACCUCAUGGUAGUGUUGCUUGGGAAGGAGAUGUGUAUUCUCAAGUGUUGGGAAAUGAAAAAAGUGGCUAUGUUCGUGGUUUAGGACUUGGUCCAACACCUUCUCUAUUAUGGGGUAGUAAAUCUUCCUUACGAAAUGUUGUUGCUGAUGGUUUGUCAAAUGAAGCUGCACAUAAGUUGGAACAAGAGAUAAAUGAGUUAAAGGAGUUGAACAAAAAACAAGAUGAACAAAUAAAUGAGUUGAUAAAAAAACAGAAUGAAGAAAUUGCUUUGAUGAAAAAAAAUCAAGAGAUGCUAGUUUUUGAGUUAUCAUGGAUGAGACAAGUCAUGUGGAAAUAUGCUCCUACUGGAUUAUGUGGACCUCAAAACAAUGGAAGCACUAGACAGUCACGGGUGGAAAUGUUCGAAUUUUCUAUAGUUAUUAGAAGUUGUGCUGAGGGGGAGAGGAUGUGUGUAUGGUGCUGCUAAGUUGGGCUGGCUUAUUGUUGAAUGUUUGGUUUGGGACAGAGACAGGUCUUUUUCAUACUGGUAACACUGCUUUAGAGUAUCUAUCCUGGCACUAAAUUGGGACAGAGGAAGUACUUGCUAGUAUAUUAGGGAUUUCUGUUUACCUCUAUUUUUUAUAUUUCUGGGGGAAGGGUGGCACAGGUAAUGGUAAAUAAAAUCCUGGACCUUUCAGGAUGCAAGAUCAAAUUUUUAUGUGAAAGUUGUGCUGUUGUUGAGCUUGAUGAUUGGUUUUUAGCUGGUAAUGUUCAUAUUGAUGGGGCUGCUGUGGUUACUAAAUAUUGUAAUUUGGAAUUGUGAUGGCAGUUAUUUGAUUGUAUCUCUUUUACAUUGUUGGAUUACAUGGAAAAGCUUCAGUCUUUUCGGAAAAGUUGUUGUAUUCGUGUUGAAAGAAGUGAUUUUGAUUAGUGAAGUUCAAGAUAUCACCUUUCCUAUUUGUAUGUCCAACUGAAACAAUCUACUAGGAUUACACAAAAACCAAACUUCAUGUACCAGCAAAUGAAAUUUAAAAUUUGAAGGGAAGAUCAGAAAGAGAUAAAGCCUAAUAAGUUGAGCAGAUGUUUGAGUAUGCAGAGAUCUUGAACCUCAUUUUGGUAACUGCCACUUUUCCUGAUAGAAAUUAAAAGACUUGUUUUGAGCCCGCUGUUGCCUUCAGAGUAAUUUUCUGUUUGCUGCUUUCCAUGUCUUAUUUUUCUUCUUUCUUUUUUGAGAAAUAUUAAAGUGGGUGCAGGCAUUGCUACGCUGCUUUUCGUUCAUGCAAUUUAUUUCAGUAAAUUUGUAUUUUGACUGUCAAAAUUGACUUAUUUUUCUCCUUUAUGUUUGGACAGAUUUCAAAUAAAGUUGGCUCUACUAAAGAUCCUCCAGAUAUUGCAUAUGGUCGUGAUCUAAGCUGCCAUAGUUUCUCUAGGAAAAGAAAUAAUGGCUCAAUUUCCUUGUUUUUCCAUUGAACGCAUUCUUAUUUUUUGGGGGUAACUUGAACACAUUCUUAUUAUUUUGAUAAUUCCUACUUUUUCUUUUACCUCUAGAAGACAAGAAAGUGGAUGUAUUGAGCUUGAUUGUUCUUGUUUUAAGUGAAUGACGUUGUUUUGACCUUC
Molecule: messenger RNA, 1758 nt
Organism: Lycium ferocissimum
Lineage: Eukaryota; Viridiplantae; Streptophyta; Magnoliopsida; Solanales; Solanaceae
Exons: 3
Coding region: 119-628 (169 amino acids)
Source: RefSeq, a predicted model, not a curated record